AUGUUGACUCCUCCUGGCGACGACGAAGCCACAGGUUCUCAUGCCCCCAUACCAGCCAUCCCGAACAUGUCCACGCUCCCGAGCGUCGCAGCAGAGCUCACUCCCGGGUGGCUGUCAACCGUGCUGAAUCGCAAUGUCAAGUCUGCCGACCUGGUGGGGUUCUGGCCAGGCACGGCCAGCAAGGCCUUCCUGAGUGUUGUGUUCGACGAUGACUCGGCGUCCAGGCCAGUCAGGCUGUGCGUCAAGGGCGGCUUCCAACCGGAGUUCCUCAGACAGCAGCCAUUCCUGGUCAGUCUGUUCCAGCGCGAAGUCGACUUCUACAACCGCAUCGCUCCGACCCUCGACCACAUGGGUCUCCCGCCCGUGCACUGGGCCGGACACACCGCGGAGCAGGGCAUCAUCAUAUUCGACGACCUCGCCGCCCACGGGUGCACCUUCGUCCCUCCCACCGAGACCUGGCCGGCCGACCGCGUCUUGGCGGGCGUCGAGCAGCUCGCGGCCCUGCACGCCAAGACCUGGGGCGUCCAGCCCGCAGACUACCCCUGGCUGACGUCGGACUACGACCAGAUCAUCCUGACGCUGCUGGAGACCUACGACCAGGUGGUCAACGGCCCCGACCGGCCCGACAUCCCCGCAGCCCUGCGCAACCAAGCACGCGUGACCGCCGCGGUCAGGAAGCACUUUGCCAUGCGCAACCCCCGGUUCCAGUGCCUGCUCCACGGCGACCCGCACGUGGCCAACGCCUACCUCGAGAACGGGGCGCCGCGCUUCCUCGACUGGCAGACCGUGCACAUCGGCUCGGCCUUCCAUGACGUCGCCUACUUUGUAGCCGGGGCGCUGUCGAUCGAGGACAGGCGGACACACGAGUGGGAUAUCCUGGCGCACUAUCUACGCACCCUGCAGAGGCUCGGCGGGCCGUCGCUGUCGCCCAUGGAUCAGGAGGUCGUGUUUGAGUACAAGAAGUCGCUUCUUGCGGGGAUCGGUUGGAUCAUGUGUCCGUACAGCAUGCAGGCCAAGGAGAACGUCAUGGCGCUGGCGGUGCGGUAUGCGGCCGCGCUGGAUGACAGCAAGGUGUUGGAUCUGGUGGAGCGCUUGGCGAGAUCCAGCAUGGGAGCGUGA
Messenger RNA from Thyridium curvatum, 1119 nucleotides. RefSeq lists its product as uncharacterized. Lineage: Eukaryota; Fungi; Ascomycota; Sordariomycetes; Thyridiales; Thyridiaceae. The record is from RefSeq and is a predicted model, not a curated record. The transcript has a single exon. The coding region runs from base 1 to 1119 and encodes 372 amino acids.